Pelobates fuscus (common spadefoot toad) is the source of this 425-nucleotide messenger RNA. It is a transcript of the gene RPL29, whose product is annotated as ribosomal protein L29. Gene Ontology annotation, biological process: cytoplasmic translation. The coding region runs from base 43 to 324 and encodes 93 amino acids. The record is from RefSeq and is a predicted model, not a curated record. Lineage: Eukaryota; Metazoa; Chordata; Amphibia; Anura; Pelobatidae. Gene Ontology annotation, cellular component: ribosome; cytosolic large ribosomal subunit. The transcript has 4 exons. Gene Ontology annotation, molecular function: structural constituent of ribosome.
CUUCCGGUUUGUGAAUCUCGCUGCUGGAGUAGUGGAUUGAUCAUGGCAAAGUCCAAGAAUCACACCACCCACAACCAAUCCCGUAAAUGGCACAGAAAUGGCAUUAAGAAGCCCAGAUCACAGAGAUAUGAAUCUCUCAAGGGGGUUGAUCCAAAGUUCAUGAAGAAUCUGCGUUUUGCAAAGAAACACAAUAAGAAAGGAUUGAAAAAGAUGCGAAUAAACAAUGCAGCAAAUGCAGCCCUUGCAGCCAGUGCAAGAAGUGCACCUGUUGCAAAAGCAGCCCUUGCAGCCACUGCAAUAAGUGCACCUGUCGCAAAACCAUGAUCUUUUCUAGAUAAUAUGCUGGGACUUUGCAACAUCGUCAUUUUUACUGUUCUGUGCCCAUGAAUAAUGUCACUUUAUUAAAUUUAAAGUUGAAACACAAA